This is a messenger RNA of Patella vulgata (common limpet), 1119 nucleotides long. RefSeq lists its product as uncharacterized. The transcript is spliced from 6 exons. NCBI's taxonomy places the organism in Eukaryota, Metazoa, Mollusca, Gastropoda, Patellidae. The record is from RefSeq and is a predicted model, not a curated record. The coding region runs from base 1 to 1119 and encodes 372 amino acids.
AUGUAUAGGCAGACACUUACUGAAGAACAGUUGAUAAUCAAUGAAAUAAAGACUGGCAAAGAUGGCAAAAUCAAUGGAGACAAUUUAGAUAUCAGAGUGUCCACAGCUGAUAUGAGACUAAGUUCUAGGGAGAAAGAUUUUCAUUUUUUUGCUACAGACUGGACACCCUACCGAGUUGAGGCCUCAUCAUUACCAAAUGACAAACCUUUAUGUAAUAUAGAUGAAGUAAACAUCCACUCAGUUUUAUUGAAUGAAAAUGAGAAAGCAAAGUUUAAACAAGAUUUAAAGAUUCUUAUUGCUCAAGAAAUGGUUGACGUAUUCCAUUGUUUCAAGUGGAUGAACUUAGUUUUGCCAAAAAAUAUUCCACAUGAAUAUGAAGAAGAAAUAAACCUUAAUAUCCCAAUUGGUGGUGACCAAUUAACUAGAGUUAGAUUAGAAGGUGCCAAAAUGCUGCUAGCUGGAUCACAUACUAGGAUAGAAAGAUGUGAAAAUUUAUCACCAGUUGUUAUUGAAUUUUUUCAUACUUUACAAGAUUUUCUGGAGAAACUCUGUAAGAAAUUUCUGAUUAUAAAUAAAUCCAGGGAUAAAGGAACUCUUGCACAUCUCAGAGUUAUUAUUCAAAGAAGCAAUGUGAAUGGUCAAGUUAAAAGUAGAUUUAAACAACAUGAAGAUUUCAUUUCAACAGUUGGAAAGGCAUAUCUUAUGGAAAUGGUUCAAGAGUACUUUGGUAUUGAAAAUGUUGAUUCUUUUCCGACUAAAAACACACCACCAAAGAAUGUAGAAUUUUUUCAUGAAAAACGUCGGCAAAUGGUAAAGGGGGUUAAAGGAAAAAACAAAGCAGCAUAUGUGGAAAAAGAGAAUCAAGUCAAGUACCUGAAAGAAUUAAUAAGAGGUUUAGGACGUUGGAAAACUGAAGAUAACAUUUCUAGAAUAACAAAAGCUGGACCAGUUGUUAAAUUAGUUUCAGAUAAUUUUGAGUCACUAUUAGAUGUUAAAGGAUAUUCUACCACUCAUAAAGUAAAGUCAUCCGAGGAAGACUUAAAAGCAAUUCAAAAAGAAUUAACAGAGCUGCAACCUUUCAAUAAAACUUCUGACAGAACCUUAGAUGCAUUCAAAUAA